This is a messenger RNA of Zasmidium cellare ATCC 36951, 690 nucleotides long. RefSeq lists its product as uncharacterized. NCBI's taxonomy places the organism in Eukaryota, Fungi, Ascomycota, Dothideomycetes, Mycosphaerellales, Mycosphaerellaceae. The transcript is spliced from 7 exons. Bases 1 to 690 code for a protein of 229 amino acids. The record is from RefSeq and is a predicted model, not a curated record.
AUGUCUUCCAAUAUCCACCUCUACACGACAAAUACACCGAACGGUGUCAAGAUCAGCGUUACACUUGAGGAAUUGGGUCUUCCGUAUGAGGUUACUAAAAUCGACUUCGCCAAAAACACGCAAAAGGAGCCGUGGUUCCUGGAGAUCAACCCAAAUGGACGGAUCCCUGCUUUGACGGAUACCUUUGCAGACGGGGAACAAAUCAGGGUGUUUGAGAGCGGCAGUAUCAUGGAGUAUUUGGUGUCGAGAUAUGACAAAGAUUACAAGAUUAGUUUUGCUCCGGGGACGAGGGAACACAUUGAGAUGACUUCCUGGCUUUUCUUCCUCAACGCUGGCGUGGGGCCGAUUCAAAUCGAGACAAAACGCCUCUACGGAGUCCUGGACAAGCACCUAGGCGAGAACAACCGCGAAUACCUCAUCGGCAACAAAUGCACCAUUGCAGACAUUGCUCACAUCGGGUGGAUCGCUUCUUCAGGUUGGGCAGGGAUCGACAUCGAUCAGUUCCCUGAUCUGAAAGCGUGGAAGGAUCGUAUGUGGGCACGACCGGUAGUCCAGAAGGGUAUGAAUGUCCCUGAGCGAGAUGCUCCAAGACGAGGGAUUUUGAAGGGAGAGGUGGAGGAAAGUAUUGCGGCUGAGGCGAGGGCUUGGAUUCUGAAGGGGAUGAAAGAGGAUGCCGGGAAUUUUAAGUAA